UUAUUUGUAUUUUAUUGCACUGAUGUCAUUAUUACAUUAGGUGCUAGUUUCAGUCUCGUGGGCAGCAUUAUCUUGAUUUAAAAAAAAUUAUAAUAAAGACUGAGAAAUACAUAAACUGUAGGCUGUUAAGGAUAAUUCCUACUCUGCAACUUCCUUAACAUCUGACGUCAGGAGCAAGGAACGGUGUCUCUCCUGUUCUCUGUAUGUGGGAGAGGUGGGAGGAGACGCGCAAGGCGAGUGCGCAUGAACCUUCAGUUGAAGCUGCAGUGGCGGAGCAGUGGACAGAAGAAAUCGAAACGGCACCAGGCAUGGCUAGAGAUGGCGAGGGAUAUGAUCAGACCGCGUCCACAGCUGCUGAUGUUCGGGUAGAUGAAGUGGGGCCUUAAAAUCUAUAACCAAAGCGUUCGGAAAAUACAUUUUAAAAAUAGAAAAAAAAAUAGAAAAUUUACAACAAAAACGUGAAAAACCAUACCAACGGCAACAAAAAUACAUUGAAAAACAACGAGCAAGAAUUAAACGGAGCGCAGAACUUUUCGAAUGUGAGGACUUCUUUGGACACUAUUCAGUCAGAUCAGAUAGAUGAUUUGUCUACAAGCUUGCACGUAUAAUGAAUGCCCAGCUGUCGAUGGAGAACAUUGGCGAUCUGCACGGUGUGGGCCAUGAACACAGCACGGCGGAGCUGAUGAACGACAGCCCUCAUCACAGAGGCACGCUAUCCCAUCGCAGCAACCUGUCAGCCCACGCACGUUCAAUGGGCAUGGCAACAAUCCUGGACAGCGGCGACUAUCAUCACCACCGGCCCCCGGAGCAUGGGCUCGCCAGCCACUUGCACCCCGCCAUGACCAUGGCGUGCGAAGCUCCCCCUGGCAUGAGCAUGAGCAGCACUUACACCACGCUGACUCCCCUGCAGCCGCUACCUCCCAUCUCAACCGUCUCGGACAAGUUCCCACACCACCAUCAUCACCAUCACCACCACCACCAUCCCCAUUCCCAUCCUCACCAGAGGAUUCCAGGCAAUGUGAGCGGCAGCUUCACCUUGAUGCGGGACGACAGGGGUCUGGCCUCAAUGAACAACCUUUACACUCCGUAUCAUAAGGAUGUUACCAGCAUGGGACAGAGUCUGUCCCCCCUGUCAGGAUCCGGACUGGGGGGUAUCCACAACUCUCAACAAGGACUGCCACCGUAUGCACACCCGGGUGCCGCUAUGCCCACCGAGAAAAUGCUUACACCUAACGGAUUCGAGGCACAUCAUCCUGCCAUGCUAUCCCGGCACGGUGAGCAGCACAUGUCCGCCUCUUCGGCGGGAAUGGUGCAGAUCAACGGGAUCCACCAUCAUCCCCAUGCCCAUCUCAACGCUCAGAGUCACGGACAAAUGAUGGGCUCCGCCCGUGAACAAAACCAUUCCUCUAUGCCUGGUUCACAGGUCAACAAUGGAGGCAAUUCAGGGCAAAUGGAAGAAGUCAAUACCAAAGAAGUAGCCCAGCGUAUCACCACUGAGCUCAAACGGUACAGUAUUCCCCAGGCCAUCUUUGCCCAGAGGGUGCUUUGCCGAUCGCAGGGGACCCUAUCUGACCUGUUAAGGAACCCCAAACCCUGGAGCAAGCUGAAGUCUGGCCGGGAGACUUUCCGGAGAAUGUGGAAGUGGUUGCAGGAGCCUGAGUUCCAAAGAAUGUCCGCGCUCAGGCUCGCAGGUGAGGGAACCAUAGCAUGCAAGAGGAAGGAGCAAGAGCAUGGAAAAGGAGAGCGGGGCAGUGUGUCCAAAAAGCCUCGGCUGGUCUUCACUGAUGUUCAGCGUCGGACUUUACAUGCAAUAUUCAAGGAGAACAAGCGCCCUUCCAAAGAGUUACAAAUCACCAUCUCACAGCAACUGGGGCUUGAGCUGACCACUGUCAGCAACUUCUUCAUGAAUGCGCGCAGACGGAGCCUUGACAAAUGGAUGGACGACGGCUCCAACUCAUCCCACUCCACUUCCUCAUCCAGCACUUGUACCAAAGCAUGAAGGAGGAGUAGGGGCCACAGUGACUAAAACCAUCGGUGGAAAAGCUUUAAGUAGAAUAAACCAAGUAAAACAACAAAAGGAACCCUCUAGACAGCGAUUUUGCCCUUAAAACUUGUACAAUACUGAUAUUUAUAAUACCCAAAGAAACAAAAACCAAAGACUUCUUUGACCUGCGUUGAAGACUCUGUUCUGUUUCAUGUCUGACAUACUGCAAAAAAACUACAAAUCACAGUGGUACCAUAAACUCCACACCUCCACUGCACCCUGCCUCUCACUGUCACCAUCUUUCAAUGUGAUUGGUUCAAAUGGACAUUUUUUUUCCUCUGCUGUCUUUUGUCCCAGCUGGGACUCUAGCUCUGCCUCUGAGCGUGUGAUGUUUUGGUUCUGUUCCUGUCAGAUGGGAGGUGUGCGGGCCAUGACACGGAGAGGAACACCCCAGCAGGUGGGGCUCCCGAGGGGCUCACAGGUGGGGAGACAGAGGCCCAACUCUGGGGCCCAACUCUGGGGCUAUGUAGUUGGUCAUCUGUGCUCUUCUGGAAGCCCUUUCCUUCAAGAACUCUGACACCAGUUCCUAGAGGCUUGGAGGAUUCUGGCAGGAUGGGGUAUACUCAUUGCAGAGGGUUGUUUUGAAUGUCACCUUCAUGAUAGUGCUUUCUUCCUACUUGUAGGACCAUACUUCCACCCACUGUUGUUAAAUCACACCAAUCAUUUGUGAUGAUAUAACCAAAGAGACAAAUAUGUAUUUUCAGGAAAUUAUCCAAAGAAUAUUUUUAAAGCUAGACACCCUAAACCAUCUCCAGGUCUCCAAUGUGACUGUUGUUAACUAAGUGUUGUACUUUUGCGAAAUGUGUAGUCAGCCAAAGACCAAUCACAAAACCAAAAACAUAGGAAGAAUUCUUUUAAUUCCUAUGGGACAACGUAUUUCCAAAGUAAUACCACAGAAUGACAAGCUUCCUCUAAGAUAAUCAACCAAACCACAAGCUUGGUGUGAAUGUAAAAGUGAAUAUACAUAAUAGUCAUAAAAGCAUUCAACUAUUACAGAUACUCUCCCUCAAUAACCUAUGGAAAAAAAAAAAAAAAAGUGUUGAAAAGGCUCUGCUUGUAGUGCUUGUGGUAUGUUACUGUUACUCAUUAUGUUCAGGGAGAACCUUCUUAGCUUUAAAAAGUAUUUUAUAUGUGUUGCUUAAAUGAACAUGCCAGCGGCUAACAACCAAAGAUUCAAUAUCUAACCAAUAUUGAUCAUCUCUUUCUAGUGUGUGAUAUGAUCACUUUAGCCAAUGCAAGCAUCUGCCAAUAUGUAUGCCAACAUGGCAUAUUAAGAACAAUAAUUAUGAUGAACCCAAAUAAAUAGGAAAGCAGUGUAGCUUAUAAUACAGACAGUGUCAAAAUCAGCCAUUACAAAAUCAUUACAUCAGAGCAGCUUUUCAGAGAAAUGACCCUGAAUGUCUGAAACUUUAAAAAGGAAUUAUCAUAAAAUCUCCACACCAACUCUGUCCACUGUUAUUUUAUGUGCAACAGUAUAAUUAAACAAUUCUUGCAUUUUGACUACUGAUGUGCCUUCCUAAACAAACAUCCAAAAUCUCAGUCACUGACUAGAGGCUCAGUCACAGUCAGAGGCUCUAACUCCCUUCUGUAGUGAGCAUAGGUCAAAAUGGUGAGUUUAUGCCCCUUUGCUUGUAAAAAUCUGUUGAAGAAAAGUGAUUCAUGCCUAUACUGGCACUUGGAUUGUACUUUCAUGAGUGUAUGUUAGCGUUAUGUUCAGAAGCAUAAGUGUAGGCUUUGCCAUGAUGUUGUGUAAACCUCUCCAUCAAUCGAGGUGAUCUAGGUUAUGGGUGUAUUCCAAUCAUGUCACAACUAGGAAGAAAGCACUACAAUCAGUCUGUCCAAAGUCGAUGUUAAGCAUUCCCUUUUUGUCAGGCUUGUUUGAAGGAUGACACUCUGACAAAUGUUAAACCAGUUUCCUGGCCUUGUUGUCUCUGGUUGUACGGUUGCUAUCCUACCAAAUGAAAUUGGGUAACUGGGUAAUUGGGUAACUGUUUGCAUGAGUUACAGAAAUGUACUCGUAUUACAAAAACGAAGUGAAAGUAAUGACUUCCUCCCGAGAGAAACCAAAAAAAUGACUUAAUGUUGGGGGAAAGGCAAAACUACUGAAAUUUCUAAGUGUGAACCAAAGAUGCUACCUCACUCAGUUUCCAUGUUGUGAUUUCUAUCACUUUAAUGAUACCAAAGAUUACCAAAGAUUUUUUCUCUUAGCACGGCCUACAUGAAUGAUGUGUUGGAUAGAUGGUGUGACCCCCCCCCCCCCCUCCUUCCCGCCCUCGCCCCAGCUCAGUCCUGCCCCUCUGCCCCAGCGCUCUGCCCCCUUUUGCUCAGUGUGGUCUCUGCUCAUCAACAUGCGCAAAUGAAUAAAGCUACAGGCAGACAUGUUGCAAAACUUUAUAAAACUCACAGGACGAGUGCCUUGCUUGAACCAAAGUGUUAAACCGCUGUUGACCUCUUUGAUCUCACCUUCUACUCUUUGAAUACCUCAGCCUAUCGACGGGCCACUAACAAGCAAAGGAGAAAGGAAUAAUUCUGUCACCGUGGUGCUUUUGCCAGUGCAACCAUGCAAUGAGAAACAUACCAAAGGAAUUUCUUUUUAUCUUUUUAUUUUACCACUUCUUUGCUGACAAGCCAAAGCUCCUUUCUCCUCUUGGCCCACCCUUUCCCCAUGUCUACAGCCCUAGAUCUGCCCCAAUCACCUCACCCCCUGCCCCUUCUGUCACCUGUAGGUAUGUCCACCAUGACGGCCGUGCAUGUCUCUUACCAAUGUUUGAAUACCUCAUAGUAAUAAAUCCGUAGGGUUCUGUUGUAUAGAGAGUCUAUGUGAUUUAAGGCAAAACUGAACUAGUUUGGUAAUUGUUAACGUUACUUCAAAAAAAGCUUUAUGAUAAUUUAUUUUGACGUUUUUUGGCUGAAUUGCUCUGUUCUUGGUCAUGAUGGACGAGUUUCAAAUGAUAUUGGAUUGAAGCUUGGGAGGGAAAGAUAAAACUUAUUUUUUAUCGAGACAUUGUGUUAUUCUGAUAUUAUGAUAAUGGUAGACCAUUCUUUUUUACAGGGUAAAAACCAACUGCUGUGAUAAUGUGUUUAUAUUUUCUCUUUUCUCUACUUCUGUGUUUGUGAUUUAAUUUAAUUUAAUGGCAUUUUUGUAUUGCUUAUUCCCUGCUUUAAUUUAUGCAUUUGUAGAAAAUAUAGAUUUGUACAUAGUAGGUUUUCGAAACACUCACACUCACACUCACACUCACACACACUCACACACACAAACACAAACACAAACACAAACACACACACACCCACAUACACACUUACAAAGCAGACAUUGAAGUUUUACGUUACAGCCUUAUGUUUCAAGCAUAGAUGUAUGGAGAGAGUGGGAUUUGGACUCCCUCCCAUUUGUUUCUGGCACUUCAACAUGUGUUCUAAAUACUGCCAGGCCCUGAGACAUUUGAUUUGCUAACAGAAACAAAGUUAUGAAAGGGUUACUUUGUUACUCAGCAGGCAGAUAGCAGUGUACAUGUUUCUUUUUGUUUCUUUUGACCUUUUUUAAGAUGGUUACUUUAUGGGUAUUACCGCACAUCCAAAGAUUUAUAAAACAAACCAAAAAGAGAAAAAAAAAAUGUAUAAUGUUGAAAAGCACUGGCAUUUGUGAGGUAGACUUAUUGAAUUUUAAUUUGCCAUUCGCACGGGUAUAGAAAUUAGAAGGCGUAGGACUAUGUAGGCAAGCUAAUUCCAACAUUUGGGAAAUCUCCUGUUAAAUGUACAAUCUGACAUUGUUUUUAUUUCUCUGAGGUGAGGACUUCAAGUCCGGCUCACUUUGCUGUCUCAUGCACAGAGUGAGGUGGAGCCUAGACUGGGCAGCAGGUCUGCCGAGGGGCUGUGUCACGUUGCUGGGUACAUUUUUAUUCACGUGGCACUGCUGUCUAGUUCCACCUAGUAUCUGUUAUUUUGGUGCGAACUCGUGUAAUGACAAUGAGCAAAGUCUAAUAAAUCUGCAAAGAAACUUACCAAAAAAUCAGUGUGUGCGUGUGUGUAGGGCUGCACGGCCUUGACUGCCACCCCUCUCCAUUUUGUUUUUGAGAGUGUUGAUGAAUCUGACGGCUUCCCAGCCUUUGUUUUGGUCUUUUGGCUACCUAGAGCGGGGUCUGCUGAAAAGCUUAAUCCCUCUUUUUAUUCAGUCAUAUUUAAUGGAUACAGCAAAAGGCUCAUCGUGUUGGUGCUGAAAAUAUUCUUCAGCAGCCAUAGUAGCUUUUGCAGAAUGUGUUGAAGUAAAGUCUUGUCUUGAGUGAGUGAACUCUCUCCUUGAGUUAUACUGUGCGGUAGACUCCAAACGGUUGCUUCGUUCAACUGAAAUGAAAACAACUUUAUUAAAAGUGUACGAUGAACAGAGGUCACACCUUUUCCAGUCCUGAGGGGAAAGAUACAGUCUGUGAAAGAGUAACUUUGAGUCGUAGAGUCUGUUGGAUGGAAAGCUUGGAAGUACUGCCUUUUAGUAAAACACAAUGGUUGUGGUCACGUGUCGAGGAGCAUGGGGAGCUACGAACAACUUUUUAAAUAUGUGUGCAAGAUGUUUACUUCCCUUGGGACUCUAUAUAUCUGUGUUGAGUCAUAGAAAACCUGCAACCAACACAGACAGACAUUCCUUCUCAAGACAAAAACACAGCUCCAACUUUGCUUAAUAUAGUUCAAUGUUUUAGAUUGUUCCUUGUAUGCGUGCUGUGAGUCCAAGUUUUUUUUUCCUUGAUUGGUUUUCAUGUUUUAACGAAAGGAGUUCCCUUAUGACUGAUGGCUUGGCUACAUGAAACAUAACAAUACCAAGAGCGCCUAAGACAAUCAUCUGGAAAACAAACAUGAUGGCUUGAUUUUGAUUAGCGUCCAAGGGGGACUUCUUCCAGCGAUGAUUAAUACAAAGAAGGUGGAAGAUUUUGAUAGAAAUGAAUAAUAAACUUGCUGACAUUUUCAACAGACAGUAGCUGUUUCUGCAUCUGCAUUUGCUUUCCAAAUUGAGUGGCAGUUACAGCACAUCACAGUUAUUUUCACCAGUCUGUUUCUCUCUCUCUCCUUCUCUUGCUCUCUCUCUCUCUCUCUCUCUCUCUCUCUCUCUCUCUCUGUCUCCCUCCUUUCAAUGGAUAUGUCUAUCCUAUCCAAAGGCAUCUUCUGUGUUUUGUGUCUGGUGAACUAGAGCAGCACAAUAGGUGUUUCUCCCAGGUGGUAUCUUUGUAAUGCUUCAUGGUUUUUUGAUUUGUCAUUUUCUUUUUUUUACAGUUUUCUUUCUGUCUCUCUGCUUUUGCUACUGUUCUCCCUAUGCCGUGCAAUAUCAUCUGCUGUGUUUGCUAAGCAAAAAAAAAAAAAAAGAAAAAAAGGACAAAAA
This is a messenger RNA of Clupea harengus (Atlantic herring), 7406 nucleotides long. RefSeq names its product one cut homeobox 1 (gene onecut1). The record is from RefSeq and is a predicted model, not a curated record. Gene Ontology annotation, cellular component: nucleus. Gene Ontology annotation, molecular function: DNA-binding transcription factor activity, RNA polymerase II-specific; RNA polymerase II cis-regulatory region sequence-specific DNA binding. NCBI's taxonomy places the organism in Eukaryota, Metazoa, Chordata, Actinopteri, Clupeiformes, Clupeidae. Gene Ontology annotation, biological process: regulation of transcription by RNA polymerase II.